This is a messenger RNA of Symbiodinium necroappetens, 2295 nucleotides long. NCBI's taxonomy places the organism in Eukaryota, Dinophyceae, Suessiales, Symbiodiniaceae. The record is from the annotation of a GenBank genome assembly.
AUGAAUGAAAGUAGCCACCCACCCCAAGCAACAGAUGCGCCAGACGGUAUCGUUUCACUGUUUACCCUGGACGGCACGGGGGGUGGCAGUCAGCUGCAUGAACUGCCGGCGCAGUUGCCACUGCCUUUCUGGUUGCACGUGCAGAGCGAUCAUGCCGCCUGUGCCAGAUUGCUGCGGACCCUGGGUGCCAGCCCAUUGCUGAGCCAGAGUAUGACAACGUCAGAGACCCGACCCAGGGUGCUGGUCGACACCAGCGGUGUGUUGAUUGUCCUGCGGGGCGUCAACAUGGGUAUCGAUGCUGAUCCUGAAGAUAUGGUUUCUCUGCGCAUCUGGUUAACCCCGGAAUUUGUGGUAACGGCCCGUAAAAGCGAGCGCCGCCUCCUGUCUGUGCAGGACGUUCAAGCCCAGGUUCAAGCCGGCACCGGCCCGCAAACGCCCCACGACCUUGUUGUGGCUCUGGUGACCCUGCUGGCGGAACGUAUAGGCAAUGUGGUGAAUGAAACUGAAGAAGCGCUGACAGAUAUAGAAGCAAACCUGGAACAGCUGGCCCCGAGUGAGGUGCGCCCAGCGUUGACGCAGCUGCGUCGGCGCGCUGCCCGUUUGAAACGCUAUCUCGCGCCGCAACGUGACGCUUUAGAAGGUCUGAAUCGUUUGCAGAACGUCCUGAAUGACGCGCAGUCACAGCAACUGCGAGAACAAUCGGAUCGAACCACGCGUUAUGUGGAGGAUCUUGAGCUGGCUCGUGAAUUGGCCAUUCUGCUGCAGGAAGAGCUGCGUAAUCGGGUUGCAGAACAGCAGAAUGCGCGCAUGUACGUGUUGUCGCUGGUUGCAGCGAUUUUUCUACCUCUGUCGUUCCUGACUGGCGUGUUUGGUAUGAAUGUCCUGGGUCUGCCCGGGGUGGAAAAUCCUCGAGGCUUUAUCUACGUGUCUGCAGGCAUGAUCCUGCUGGGUGUGGGGGUGGCCAUCUGGAUGUGGAGCUUUCUCAACACAGAGAUUCUAAGUAUUUCCGGGCAGGCUCUAACCGUAGGUCAGGUCCUCAUUUUGCCGUUGAUUGUCGUCCUUGGUCUGUUGAUCAUGAGUUGGGUUGCUGGAUUGAUCCGACGACGUAUGUCAGCAAAUCAGGUUAAUCCUGAUGUCAUCCAGCUGGUCAGUCGGGUGUUUUAUGUGGUGGCAAUCGCCAUUCUGGUGAUGACCAGUCUCGACCUGCUCAACGUUCCCCUUACAGCGUUUGCCUUUGUCUCUGGUGCUGUGGCGAUCGGGGUAGGUUUUGGUGCCCAGAACAUCAUCAACAAUUUCAUCAGCGGCUGGAUUCUGAUGUGGGAGCGACCCAUUAAGAUCAAUGAUUUUCUGGAAAUCGGCGAUACCCGCGGCCGGGUUGAAUCUAUCAAUACACGCUCCACCCGCAUCCGUCGUGUGGACGGCGUGCAUCUGCUGAUUCCGAACAGCUAUCUGUUGGAAAAUAUAGUGGUUAACUGGACGCUUGUGGAUCAGCUCGCGCGAACCCAGGUCCGGGUAGGCGUUGCCUACGGCUCACCGGUUAAGACAGUCAAGGCGCUCAUGGAACAGGCGGUGCAGGAGCAGGCGGCCGUUCUGGAAGAGCCCGCACCUCUGAUUGUGUUUGAAGACUUCGGUGACAAUGCAUUGAUUUUUGAUGCCUAUUUCUGGGUGCACGCAUCUGCAGAUAGAGACUUACGCGUUAUUCGCAGCGAUAUCCGCUUCCGUGUGGAUGAGUUGUUUGCUGAUAAUGAUGUUGUGAUCGCCUUUCCUCAGCGAGAUGUUCACCUCGAUGGCCAGAUUACCCUGCGCAAGGAUCCAUCUGUUGCGAUCGUGCAGGAGGGUGAACUGGUGUAUCCCGGUUAUCAGAUCAGGCAUCUGGAACCCUUUGCGCUGGAGGCCAGGAUACUGUCGCGCAAAGAUUAUCACUCAGGCCGCGAAGCCGACUUGUCGAAGACCGAUCUGGCGCUGGGUUGGGGUGAAAUGUCGGAACCGGAAGUCAUCGCUCAUUUUGACAUCAAGCAGCGCAAUCGCGCCUAUUUCUGGCGUACCGAAAAGUUACCGCUACCCCGUAGGAAUAUUGAAACCCAGAGUGCCAACAUGCACAUGAUCGCGGCGACGCCUGACGUUGCAGCCGCUCUGGCGCGCACGGCCGAGGGCGAUAUGGUUCGAUUUUCCGGCCAGUUAGUAGAGGUUCGAGCCCAGGACAGCAAUUGGCGCUGGCGCAGUUCCCUCACUCGAAAUGAUACCGGCCACGGUGCCUGCGAGGUGAUCUGGGUAGAGUCAUUUUCCCUGAUUUAG